Molecule: messenger RNA, 3142 nt
Organism: Babesia bovis T2Bo
Lineage: Eukaryota; Apicomplexa; Aconoidasida; Piroplasmida; Babesiidae
Exons: 6
Coding region: 92-2623 (843 amino acids)
Source: RefSeq, a predicted model, not a curated record
CCUGGUAGUAUUAACGGAUAAAACGCCACUAUUCUAUAGACCAUGAUGUUUUUGUGGUUAAUGCGAUUGCUUAUGGCUUUGAAUUUUGACGAUGCGUGGUUGUCCUAAGAAAUGCAUUCCUCCAUGGGAGGUACAGAGUCGUUUAGCCUACAAGCGUCGUAAAACGUUUACCAAAAAUGUAGCAUUUAGUCGCCCUCAGUUUAAAACAUUCAUGAAUCGCUGUUAUCAAGCUAUAACAAGGCAACACUCAAACAUCCUGUGCAAUUCUGCGGAUUUGCAUGGAAUAAAUGAGCCACCAUUGGUUUCAUAUGAUACUUCACAUAAGGAUUUAGUUAAAAUAGAAAAGUUGGACGAUGGUGUGUUAAACCAAUCAUUUGCUCAUCCAUCCACUGAUGGGUCCGAUGACGCUACUGCAGUGGAUAUUGGCCAAGUAUUCGAAGACCUUAAUAUCAGAUUGCAAUACAUAGGAUACAUAGGUCCAAAUAAACAUGAUAAACGCCUGAUUAUUGGGUUUGUUAACAGAAUUGCUGAGUAUCUCACUGAUUCUACACAAUGCUUCAAAUUCUUGUGUUCUAUGGUCUCAGUUGUUAAUGCAAGAGUUAGGUCUACAGCAUUGGGCGAUACAUCUAAUAUCAAGGUUGCAUGUAAAGAAUCUUUUGAACUUAUGUUCGCUCGUUUGGAUGAUAAUGUUAGUCCAUACCACUGCGUGAUGUGUUACUUGAAAUUAUGUACUUUCUAUGGUCAGAAUGUUAAAGACCUCCCAGCCAUAUACCACAAGAUGGUUACUAAGAUAGUAUACGGGGACGUGUUCAUCACAGAAAAUGAAUUGGAUAAUCUGCUUUAUACAUUUCAAAAGCUCGCCGUAUGUGACGGUCGUAUAUUGGACUACUAUUCGGAACGUAUAGCCAAUCAUUUCGAUUGUUUCUCUGAUGACGAAGUAUGUAAUUUUGCAAGAUAUCUUGUGAAAUCGUUAUAUGCACGCGAUAAAUUAGAUGAGUUUGGUGCUUCAGUGGACUAUUCAAGAGAAUUUUCAGCGUCUGAAAUAAAGGAACUAUUAGAUGGAUUCGAUGUGAAGUCAAGUGCAUACUUGCGUUGUCUAGAAUCAAAAAUGCCUACCACACUACAUCAGUAUACAUAUUUUAAUCUUAUUGAUCUAGGUGAAUUUUAUCACAUAUUUAAUAUACAAAGCGAAGUGAUCAUACGCUUUUCUACUGAACUCUGGAAAUAUCUGUACACUUUGCAGUAUGGCUAUCCAAUCAAAUCUCUAGUGGUACUAAGCAAAUUGGGCCUUAGCGAUUGCAAAACAUUUGGCCGUCUCAUCCGUAAUAUACCACAAACAUUGGCAUUCAGGUGGCCUCUGAAUCUGGUAGCGGAAUGUCUAAUAUGUUUAGACGGUGCAAAGAGUGAAAAGAUAUAUGUCAUUCUAGCUCACUAUUUAGUCAAGUCACUCUCAGCAUCAUUUAAUCCGCGUAGUACAAUGCGUAUUUUUGACUCCUUACGCUUGAAAGGAGUAGUUUUAACCGGAUUCUACCAGAAGGUAUUAAAUAUACAGGCAAACAACCCAAAAUGGUUAAAUCACACUGAACUUCUGUCAGCGGCGCGUUACGCCAAGGAAGUUGGAUUGUGUAUCAAAAAUGCAAUAGACAUAAUAGAGGCUAAAGGAGUAUCAGAACUGAAUUGUCAACAAGCUAUACAGUUGCUCUUUAUUCUCGAUGGAUCUUAUCAAAAUAUUGCGCAAAACUGCUUGCAUACAAUCAAUAGAAAUAGCAACGACGGUAACAUCGGAUAUGAAGAAUUGGUAACACUGUUGAUGGCAUGUAAAAAGCAGAAUGUUUGGCUGACCCUUAUACCUCAACUGGCGCUUAAGGCAUUGCAGCAAAUUGAAGCAAUGGACGUGAUUGCAACCAUAGAACUGUUGGAGAUGCUGUCAUUUGGAGGCCCUCUGUCCAACGUUCCACUAUUGGAAAAGCUGGAGAAAUACAUCAAUGAUUCAAUACCUGAUCUGCAACUUCGCAGUACUGGAAAGGUACUUUGGCUGAGUUUCUCAAUAGGUAUAUCACCGCAUUCGAUCUGUUUUUACAAACUACUUGCACGUUUUAAUAGUUUGUAUGAACCGGAAUACAACGAAGAUCACUAUCUUCAGGUACUCUGUGCAGCUUUGAACAACCUAGAUGGGCAUACGCAAGAUAUGCGUGUAUUUUUGAGGCAUAUUUCUCAAUUUAAAGACGUGUCUUGGCGACGUGAAGCUGACGAAAUACAAAAAAUAGCUCAUUUCAAAAAGAAUCUUGGCUGUAGAGCAUAUGUAUCAGUGUUUCCAUUUACGGCUGACAUUGAAGUAUCUACUUAUGAUUUGCUGGCAUAUAUUGGAGAUAAGAAACACUAUAGAUUGGCUAUAGUUGAUCAAGCAGUGCCUACAACGUCCCAGUCGCCCUCGUCGUCUGGAGUACAUGGUUCAUUACUGCUUGAUUUAUGCGGGAAUCCAUAUAUAACAGUGAUAGAUCAAGAAGGAAAUACACAUCAAACAUUUAAAUUCUACUAUAAGUUGCGCAACCGAUUGGUCAACAAACCAUUUGCUCACCUGCUAGAGGCUACAACUUUAAAGGAGGAAUGGAGGAAAGGUUAAACACUAUUCUAUAAAGCAUUCUUUACAAUGUGGAUUACCAAUCCGUUACAUCGCAAAAGCUCAGCCAAAGCGCCUGAGCCUGAUAGUAAGACUGAUCCAUUUCAAAGAGAAAGCGAAGAUAAUGCACGCAAAAUAUGCACAAGCAGAUUUUUUGAAAUAGAUGUAUUGGGAAGACAGACGGGUGAUGUAAGAGUUGCCCAUCGUCGAGGUUGCGCCAUUAUGUUCUGUUCAAUGUUUGUGAUUUUAGCUGUAUGCUAUAUGUGGUACCACUGCUACUACGCUUCUUGUGAAGAUUGUUCGUCGGUUCUUACACCUAUGUUAGCAGAUGAACAAACGCGGCUCGAAUGCCAUUGCUCAAAUUGCGUGGUUAACCAUUUUUUUCGUCCAGAAACGCACUUUGAAAAAUGUUACUAUUCUCAAGUUUUAUUUUCCGGCUUCGUGGUCCUUUUCAUUUUCUAUUUAAUAAAAAGUUUGGCGUUCCACAUAUUCCGCCAUUCAAAUAUUGCGCAAAGGGACUAA